This is a messenger RNA of Hemibagrus wyckioides, 7424 nucleotides long. Its product is annotated as MAM and LDL-receptor class A domain-containing protein 1. The transcript has 51 exons. Gene Ontology annotation, cellular component: membrane. The record is from RefSeq and is a predicted model, not a curated record. Bases 155 to 7300 code for a protein of 2381 amino acids. Gene Ontology annotation, molecular function: protein binding. Lineage: Eukaryota; Metazoa; Chordata; Actinopteri; Siluriformes; Bagridae.
UGUAAUAACUGUAUAUGUGUGUGCUGUAUCUUUACAGCUAUACAGACUAGGACAGUAAUAUUUAAGGUUAACGAGUACACAAUGGACUCUUGCAACAAAGGAUUAUUAAGAUUAAAGGGUUAAGAUAAAGAGUUGCAUUUGGUCACAGUGACAUAUGCUUACGCUCUGUAUCCUUCUCACCACUCUGUGUAACUUCCCAAUGGCAGGCUUGUUCUUUCUACUACUUGCUCUUGCUACCUGCUCUGCUGGACAAUUCCAGGGUGUUUUGCAGAACCAUGUGUCUUAUAAAAAAGCGUGUGCCAGCUAUACUGAUGGACUAAACCCAGAGUUCUGUGGAUCUUGCAAUUUUGAGAAAGAUGCUUGUGGAUGGAAAAAUAUCAGUACAGAUACAUUUCAGUGGAGGCUUGAGAAGGCAAACAUCAGCAGCAUCCCUGGUGUGGACCAUACCACUGGAACACCAUGGGGUCAGGUCAUGCAUGCAGAGGGUGAGAACGUUGGGAUUUUCUCAAAGGCAAUUUUGGAGUUUUCUUUCCCUCAAGAAACUGCACUUUGGUGCCAGAUAAGCUUUUGGUAUCAUCUUCAUGAUCCUUAUGGAAUAUCCUCUCAUUUUGCCCUAAGUCUGGUCACUAAUGGAUCAUCUAUGGUCUUGUGGGAGAUUAAGCAGGGGCAGACUAAUGGUUGGGUAAAUGCAACUGUAAGAAUUGGAAAUCAUCCUAAAGGAUCAAAGAUGUUGUUUUCAAUCGAUCCAAAUUUUAUUGGAAAUCAAGAUAUAAUGCUGGAUGAUAUUACACUGAUGGACUGUGCAGAAGGAGAUAUUCCUGAAGACUCAGACCAGCUCAGCUGUGACUUUGAGAAUAACAUGUGUGGUUGGUACAUAGACCAGUCUGCCAGUCUCAUUUGGGAGCGGAGCAAUGGUCAUAAACCCUCAUAUGACAACCAGGGACCAGGAUAUGACAAGACAACUGGGUCUGGUUAUUAUAUGUUUAUUGGAACAAAAAAAAACUCUAGUCCAUCACAGACUGCAAGACUAAUCAGUUAUCCCCAGCAAGUCAAAUGUGUCAGCUUCUGGUAUCAUAUCUAUGGUCCCAGCAUUGGCUCUCUGAGAUUUAUUUCUAAGAAUACUAAUGGGACCGAGACAGUUAUGUGGACUAGGACUGGUACACAGGGGAACAAAUGGCGCUUUGCAGACCUUAGCUUUGCCACCAAUGACAGUCCAGUACAGUUCAUCUUUGAGGCUAUCUUGGGAGGCACUGAUGGCAGUAUUGCUCUAGAUGAAGUGCAGGUCUGGAGCAGUGUAAAUGGAUCAUGUCCACCUGAGAGAGAAUGUACGUUCCAGAGCUCUCUGUGCAGCUUAGAAACCGACCCUUCAGCUGACUUUCCCUGGGUCAGAAUCACAGGGAUGCAGGAUGCUGGUUCUGCAAGCCCAAGCAAGGAUCACACUCUUGGCACUGACCAAGGUUACUAUCUGAGUGCGCAACAGUGGGAUCGACCAAGUGGUAGUAAAAGUCGCAUGGUGACACGUUUGUAUGAGCCAAAUCUUGAGAGCAAGGAAUGCUGGAUGUUCUGGUAUCACAUGAGUGGCAGAGAUGUGGGAAUGCUCAAUGUGUACCUGCACGAGUCACACAACUCUCAAGUUACUCUUUGGAGCCGCAGUGGAGAUCAGGGAGAUCGGUGGAGACCUGGUCGAGCCACUGUCGUCAGCCCUCUCAGCCCUUACCAGAUUGUAUUUGAAGCAGUGGCUGGGGAAGGUCAGGUUACGGACAUUGCCAUUGAUGAUCUGAGUGUGUUAAAUGGGCCUUGUCCUCCUCAUGGGUUGUGUGACUUUGAGAUGGAUCUGUGUUAUUGGGAAAACAGUGCUCUUAGCACCCACAGUGUAGACUGGAGCUGGACAUCUGGAGUCAGUGCCUCCAGGUUUGCACCUUCAGUGGAUCACACCACCAAUUCAAACCUGGGACAUUACAUGGCCUUUAGCACAAAGGAAAGCAAUGAUGAGCAAAUUGCUUAUCUUCAGAGUGAGGUGAUGCAGCCAGUGGACCAUGCAUGUCUGGAGUUCUGGUACUACAUGGAUAUGUGGUAUAUUUUAGACAAACUCACACUAACUGUAUAUGUGAAUGAGUCCGGCAUUUCAAACUUCCUGUGGAAUCAGACUGGCACUCAGGGCAAAGUGUGGCACAAAAUCACACUGGAUUACACAGCAUCCGAGAAAUACCAGCUUGUGUUUAAGGCCAUACGGCCUGCACAUGAUGAAGGAGCUAUUGCCUUGGAUGAUAUCUACAUCAGAGAGAGUGUGAGCUGUGCAGACACGAUCACCACCACACUAGCUCCAACAACACAUCCCACAACACCACCUGCAUCCUCCAUGGACUACAGCUUUGAGGAGGGACUAUGUGACUGGGUUCAGGAACGUGAUGACGGAUUCGACUGGACGCGUCAACAGGGACUGAAGGUAGACACAAGCAAUGAAGGACUCCUUUAUGACCAUACCAUUGGAAAUAAGCAUGGUUUCUAUAUGGCUCUGAAUAUGCCUGGAGACAAUGAUGGUGAAACAGCAGUCCUUUCAACCCCUGUAAAUAUACAAGCCACGGCUAUGUGUGUUGGAUUCUGGUAUUUCAUGCUAGGAGCAUCAGUGGCAAAGCUGGACCUUGUGGUUAAGUUGAAAACAACAGAAUUGGUUUUGUGGACUAGAAGAGGUACAAAAGCUGCUGAGUGGCUGAAAGCACAAGUCACAGUCAGCUUGGUGGAUGUACAAACAGUCAAAUUCAUUGGUAGUAGAAAUGCCAAUAGCAGUGGGUUCAUAGCACUUGAUGAUGUGAGAGUGACCUCAGGUGCCUGUGAAGAUCAUAGUCCAUGUGGUUUUGAAAGUUCUUCCCUGUGUGGAUUUGAUCAGGACAUAACUGACAGCACUCACUGGCUCCGUGUGAAUGGCAGCACUGGCCAUGUUGAUCACACAUACCAAACUCAAAUGGGUCAUUCAAUGGCUGUUUUGGGAAAGGAGCUUCUGAAGCCAGAGGUAACACACCUCCUGACUCCAGCAUACAGUAAAACGACUGAAUCAUGCCUACAGUUCUGGUACUUGCUGUCUGCUGGAUCUGGUGAUGCUCUUUCUGUGCAUGUUUACCUAAAUGGAGAGCUAGGUCCUGACCUCUGGUCUCUUUCUGGAGUGGCUUCUACAGGUUGGGAGGUGGCAGAGGUCACUGUAUCUUCUCCAGACAAAUUCAAGGUGGCAUUCAAGGCAAAAUUAAGUCCUGGCCAGGAGUUUUUUAUAUUUCUGGAUGACGUGUCAGUAAGAAAUGGAGCUUGCCUUCCCACUGGAAGUUGUGAUUUUGAGUCAGGGCUGUGUACAUGGGUGAAUUCAGACUUGAACAACCACGACUGGUUCCAUGCAGAUGGGAAUGCGGGUGGUCCUCUGACUGACCAAACUACACACACAACAGAUGGCAGGUUUAUGUUGAGUCUAUCUCAGCUGACCAGUUCAGACAACAACAGUACAUCUAUGCUCAUCUCUGAGCGGAUCCAACAAAGCUCUGACUCCUGCCUCUCGUUUUGGUAUAACGUAAAUUGCAGUAAUUCAGGGACUUUGCGAGUCUUUUUGGAAAUAGAGAACUCACGUGAAAGGCUGAUUUUUAAAUCAAAUGCUGCUGAAAACAGCUGGAGAAAUUUCUCUACCACAGUGUCUGAGACCAAGCCAUAUAAGAUUGUUUUAGAUGCUGAGUCUGGAAAAGGAGGAUUUAUUGCUGUGGAUGACAUAACAGUUACAGAAGGGCAGUGUACAGAGGAAACUGUGGUGAGUGGGGUAUUUGUUGGGUGCAAUUUUGAGACGGAUAGCUGUGAGUGGAAAGAUGUGAGUGUGGGACAGUUUUCCUGGCAGCGGGACCGCAACGGAACAGCUUCAGCUAACACUGGACCCACAGUUGAUCAUACUACAGGCACAGAACUGGGCUGGUAUAUGGCAGUAGAGGCCAGUAAUGGAGACCAGAACAGCUAUGCUGCUCUUCAGAGUCCGGCUAUGAGGCAAGCCAGCACCGAGUGUGUGCUUGAGUUCUACUAUCAUAUGUAUGGGGAAGGAAUUGGCGAGUUAAACGUAUUCCUUCAGGAGGGCCUAAGAAAAACACCCAUAUGGUGGAAAUCUGGUGAUCAUGGAGACAAGUGGCAGAGAGCAGAAGUGGCAGUUGGUCGAACUCAUCAAGUCUUUAAUAUAAUUUUUGAAGCCACCAGGACCUUUAGUGAGCUUGGUGACAUUGCUAUAGAUGACAUCGCUUUCAUAAACUGCUCUCUCCCAGAGCCUCAGGAGUCAUGUUCACCAAAUACAUUCACAUGCUCCAAUCGUGUGUGCGUGGAUGUGAGGAAAAUAUGUGACUUCAGUGAUGACUGUGGAGAUGGCAGUGAUGAAGCAUUAUGUGAUGAACAGGCUUUCAAGCAGCGCUGCAGUUUUGAGCAGGGCAUGUGCUUAUGGGAGUUUAGUGAGAAACAGGACAGAUGGAUGUUGAAUAGAGGAGAGAGGGCAUGGCCACAACUCGGACCACCCAGAGAUCACACACGCAACAUAGCAGCGGGCCAUUACAUCAUCCCUGCCAGUCAAAGCCAGACAGCUGAGAUCAUCUCCAACACGUUGCUCCCGAGUACCACCUGCACUGUAACCUUUUACCACGUUUCCCGUGGUAACAACUCCACCACCAGACUGACCAUGCGACUGCGGACAAUACUCAGUGAAGAUCAGGACACUACACUCUGGCAGCAGAAUACGGCUCAUGAAUUUCAAUGGCAAAGGACAGAGGUCAUCUUCUCCUCCGUAGUAAAAGCCAAGAUUGUAUUUCGGUAUGAUGGAAGUGGCAAGAGCUAUGAAGAAUACAUAGCUGUGGAUGAUGUGUCCUUUUCACCAAACUGCAUUCAGGACCCUGAAAAUAGCCAGCUGCCAAUCUCACCCCCUACAGCUCCCCCUACAGUCACCCCGAGCACUGCUACACCCACUGAGUAUCCCUGCAAGGAGAAUGAGUUUUACUGCUGGAGGUCAGACGAGAAGAAAUGCAUUGCUUCUACAGCUCAUUGUGAUUACAGAAUAGAUUGCCCUCUUGGUGAAGAUGAGGAGUCAUCUGGACCCUGUACAUUUGAGUACGGACUUUGCAACUGGAAUAGCACAAGUCAGGGUAAUAAGUGGCAGAGAGUGAAAGCUAGUGAGGAUACAGAACCACCGACUGACCACACCACAGGAACAGGUCACUACAUGUAUGUAAAUUUGAAUUCAGUGCCAUCUGAAAAUGAGGUGCAGUUUAUGAGCCCAUCACUGCCUCCUACCUCCCCAUACUGCCAACUACUGUUUCAUUUCCACCUGGAUGGCGAAGAUGGUGUUAGAGGUCUAAGUGUGUUCAUGCAGAAUGAAAAGAAUGACAGGACACAACUCUGGACUCGCACCAACAGUACUGAAAUGCAGUGGACCCUGGCGCAGCUAGCAAUAGGAAAACAACUGCAGCACUACAAGAUCAUCUUCAGUAGUCUGGCCACAUCACUACAUAACAAUAAUAAUAAAGCUGUCCAUCAUGGAGCCUCUCUAGAUGACAUCUCCUUCCUGAACUGUGAGACAUCAUAUCAACCACCAGCUCUGUCGACAGUUGGCUGCUCCUUUGAGGAAGACCUGUGUAGCUGGGUGCAUGGAAGUACUGGGGAAUUCCACUGGCUGAGAAAGAGUGGACCAACUGAAACUGUCAAUACCGGCCCUGCAGGAGAUCACACCAGCGGCACAGGAUAUUAUCUAUAUAUUAAAAGCUCAACUCCUGGUAAAAGAGGCAGCAUAGCUCAGCUGAUGUCUCCUGUACUCCCCCCUGCUGGAAAGAACGGCUAUUGUCUUAAAAUCCAGUACCACAUGUUUGGAGCAACAGUGGGCUCACUAAAUAUGAUUCUGCACUCUGUUGAAUCCAGGGUGUCCACAGUGGUGUGGCAGAGGGUGGGCUCUCAGGGAAAUGAGUGGCAUGUGGCCCAGAGGCAUGUGAUUCUACAGGAAGUUCAUCAGAUAUUGAUCGAGGCCUCAGUAGGUGGAGAGGCUGGAGAUAUUGCUAUAGAUGACUUAUCACUUACUGAAGGAGCUUGUGUUCACACAGAUGGCCUUUGUGAUUUUGAAGAAGGGAGCUGUGACUGGGAACAGGUAGUUGAUGAUGAUCUAGACUGGGCUAGAGGAUCAGGAAACACUCCAGUUACAAAAUUCCAACCGAGCUUUGACCACACCACCAACACAGACAGUGGACAUUACUUCUAUAUGGACUUCUCUUCCCGUGUAUCAGGACACACUGCUAGGAUGUUCUCUCCUCUCUUUACCGCAGGAAACAACCAAUGUCUCCAUUUGUGGUUUUAUAUGAGUGGAAAAGACACAGGGACGCUGAAUGUGUACCAAAAAAACUCAAAUGGAGCUCAUUCAUUGCUGCUGAGUCAAUCUGGAGAGCAAGGCGGGCUGUGGAGAUUUGCCCAGGCGCCACUGCCCCACACUGGUCCAGAAUACAGAAUCAUAGUGGAGGGGAUAAAAGGACAGAGUGAGCAAAGCAUUGUGGCUGUGGAUGAUGUACUGGUGUCACACUACCCAUGCACUGGUCCAGGCCACUGUGACUUUGAGUUGAACAUGUGCAGCUGGCGCAAUCUGAUGGCUGAGGACAAUAUGGACUGGCUCCGAAAUCAGGGAAACUCUAAAGCUCCCAGUACAGGGCCAAGUGUUGACCACACUACCAACUCCCCCAUUGGUUAUUAUUUGUAUGUAGACACCACAGUGGGGUGCUGGGGAGACAGGGCACUGCUGCUCAGUGAAAUAUUCCCCCCGGGCAACAGGGAGCAGUGUUUUACAUUUUGGUAUCACAUAUAUGGCCAAAAUGUAGGGACUCUCAAUUUAUACAUCAAUAACAGGACUUUGCAUGAUAAUGGGGAUAAACUUGGACAUCUGAUUUGGACAGACUCAGGAGAUGAGGGGGAUGUAUGGUGGAGUGCCAGAGUGAAUAUUAAUCAAAAAGAGCCAUUCUGGUUCGUGUUUGAGUAUCUCAAAGGUCAGGCCUCUGGAGGAGAUGUGGCUAUUGAUGAUAUACAGAUUACUUACUCUUCUUGCAACCCGGAACUACCUACUACAGAAGCUUCUUCUAAUGGAGUAGGAACAGGAGUGGCAGUUGCAGUGACAGUAACGUUACUGGUGAUAGUCAUAGUCUGCAGCACCCUGUACAUGCUACAGAGGAGACGCUUAAACAGAGAUUUUGCUACUGAACAUGAAGUUAUGGGAAGAAAUGCAGUCUAUGAUAUUGAUGACUGUGAAAUAGAGGAUUCAGAGUCUUGAAGGGUGGAAAACAAUUUUAUAAAAUGAAGCAGACCGAGCCAGAAGAAACAUCCAUUCUCACUGUUAAUAAUUCAAUGACAAACUGUAUUCUUCUCUGACUCCUUUGUUUUAUAAUACUCCGUGA